This is a messenger RNA of Momordica charantia (bitter melon), 1137 nucleotides long. NCBI's taxonomy places the organism in Eukaryota, Viridiplantae, Streptophyta, Magnoliopsida, Cucurbitales, Cucurbitaceae. The record is from RefSeq and is a predicted model, not a curated record.
AUGGGAAUGGAACGACAACUGUAAGCACUGACUUCCAGUUUAUCCAUGGCGUCCCUUCUUUCCUUAUCUGCAAGUUCCUUGAGCAGAGCAGCAACUGCUGUUUCUCUUCCAACCACUUCGUUCAAGGGAGAUGUGAAGAUUUUGAACUCGAAGCCGUUCAACAUUUCUUCAUUCAGGCUCAAAUUCAAGGUCGGAGAUGGAAAACACCUGGUUUUUCGCAACCAGGCAGCUGCGUCUUCCCUGUCUGCCUCCUCCGUCGAGGGUGUGCGGUUUCGACUGGACAAUCUUGGACCGCAGCCAGGGUCGAGGAAGAAGGGGAAGAGAAAGGGGAGAGGUAUAUCGGCGGGGCAAGGCGGCAGCUGUGGGUUUGGAAUGAGAGGGCAGAAAUCAAGGUCUGGGCCAGGUGUAAGAAAAGGAUUCGAGGGUGGGCAAAUGCCUCUUUAUCGGAGAAUCCCCAAACUUAGAGGAAUUGCAGGAGGUAUGCAUGCUGGGUUACCUAAAUAUGUCCCAGUGAAUCUGAAGGACAUUGAAGAGGCAGGAUUUCAGGAAGGGGAAGAGGUCUCCCUGGAAACUUUGAAGGAGAAGGGUUUGAUCAACCCAUCAGGAAGAGAAAGGAAACUCCCAUUAAAGAUUUUAGGUGAUGGGGAGCUAAGUGUGAAGCUAAAUAUCAAGGCUCGAUCCUUCUCAUCAGCAGCAAAACAGAAGCUUGAAGCUGUUGGCUGCUCCCUUACAGUACUACCUGGACGAAAGAAGUGGGUUAAGCCAUCAGUGGCUAAGAACCUCGCACGUGCAGAAGAAUACUUCGCAAAGAAAAAGGCUGCGGCAGCUGCUGAAGAUCAAGCCUCCGCAUGAGUGGUUGUAAAGUUGCAAAUGGUGACAAAUUCCAGGUUAAAUCUCUUCCUUCGUAAUUUUGGGCCUUGGCUAUAAUAUUGUGGGCUUUCAGUCCAAUUCCAUGGUAGUUGUCUGAUUGUAUUAUUGAUUGAUUUCGAGAGCAACUUUUCUUCUCUGAAAUUAUGUCGUUGCUCUCUUUAAUUAAACUGCCAAAAGAGAGUAUAAUCAAUUAAAAGAAAAACAUGGUUCAAUUCAGAAAUAGCGCGUUGAAUAUAAGUUGACUAGUGGGGAGAAGAGCACAUCAAA